AUGGAGCGUUUUCCCUUCACCGACAUUCAUCGAAUUCGCGAAACCAGAGAUCAGACAUCCAAUUACCAUCCCGUCCGGGUGGACCCCAUCAGCCUGCAUCCUAUUAAACAUUUCAAAACAUUUACAAAAUCGCCCAAGCCUGGCAUAGUUGACGAUAAUCGAGGUCCACGAUGCAAGGCCGUGCAAACACCUGCCAGCUGUCAAGUCACUCGAUUCAGCACAAGCUCGAAAACCCCCUUCGAAAGUCCGGGAAUUCAGCCUCUCGGUGUCAUCCCCACCGAUCCUAUGCAUCUCUUUCAGACACAGCAAGCCCUUCUCGCUCUCGCCAUUCUGAACGUAACCAAUCACAAGCGCAGUCCAAGCAACCACGUCCUUCAGGGGAAUUUCGUCGAACAAUAA
Striga asiatica is the source of this 399-nucleotide messenger RNA. Lineage: Eukaryota; Viridiplantae; Streptophyta; Magnoliopsida; Lamiales; Orobanchaceae. The record is from the annotation of a GenBank genome assembly.